Paramecium octaurelia is the source of this 969-nucleotide messenger RNA. Lineage: Eukaryota; Ciliophora; Oligohymenophorea; Peniculida; Parameciidae. The record is from the annotation of a GenBank genome assembly.
CAACAAUUGUAAAAUGAUUAGCAUCGUUCUUUCUACUCUCUUUUUGAUCUUAUGUGUUUAACCAACCAAGGCUUAUUCUGUCUUUGAUUUUGGAUAUAGUGAUUAAGAAAAUGCCAACCCAACCCAAUUAAUUUAUAAUGUAAUAAUUACAUUGACUUCAGAUUGCUUCUUACUCCUUAUUAGGGAUAUUACAGUAUUUGCUGGUUAGUGCUAUAUUUGAAUGGAAAAAUCCAAUGCCAAAAAAUUAAAGAAGAAUGUAAAACAUAAAGAGGGAAAUCAAAUAUGGAACAACAUAGAUAUUUUUACAAGUUGCAUACUCAAUGGUACAAUUCUAAUGUGAUUCGAAUAGAUUUUCUAUCAUUAUGUCUACCCCUAUUGCAGUUGGUAUCGUUAUUACUCGAUAAAUCAAUAUGGAUUAUUGAACUUUGGAUACGGAAUGCUCUUUUUGUAUAUUUGGACCACAAGUAUGAGUUUGAUGUGAUUCUAAUAGUAUUGGGAUAUUGGGUUCAUAGAAUUUUCCACUUUAGAAUUCUUUAUAAGUAUGUUCAUAGUGUGCACCAUUCAUUCACAGAACCUACUGCUUUUGGUUAUUGUGCAACACAUCCACUUGAAGGAAUCAGCGAGGUUAACACAGUGUUGCAUUUGGCAGAAUUGAUAAUACCCAUACAUCCUUUGAUGACUUUGUUUUUCUUUGAGUACAUCACAAUAAACGAGAUGAUGGGACACGAUGGAGGGUAUUAAACAAUAAUAAAUUAUAUAGUGAACACGACCAUUCCGAUCAUUAUAGACAUCAUCUUUAUUAUGUAGUAAAUUAUGGCGAUACAAUAAUGGAUGAAUUCUUUGGAACAGCUUACAAUUCAGUAAGAGUGUAUUAUUUAUAUAUAGAAAAACUACCCAGUGAAGGCUAAAUGUACUUAUGUAGAUAAUAUAGAGGAUAGAACAGAGGCUAUUUUUAUGAAAUAUAAAUGA